AUGGGAAUUAAUCAACCCAGUUCAAAGGACAAUGACUCCCCAAGUUUGGACUCUCUGGUUAAUAAAACUCUGAAGCAAGAGCAGGACGGCCAGGCAUGCAUUGACUCUGUGGUUCAUAAGGACAAUGACUCCACAAGUCUGGACUGCCUGGUUAAUGAAACUCAGAACCAAGAGCAGGACACCUCAACAUCCACUGACCCUGUGAUUAGGAGUAAUGACAGCAUCUCCCCAAGUCUAGACUCUCUGGUUAACGAAACUCUAAAACAAGAGCAGGACGGCCAGGCAUUUGGUGACUCUGUGGUUCAUAAGGACAAUGACUCCACAAGUUUGGACUGCCUGGUUAAUGAAACUCAGAAGCAAGAGCAGGACACCCCAACAUGCAUUGUCCCUGCGAUUAGGAGCAAUGACAGCAUCUCCCCAAGUUUGGACUCUCUGGGCAAUGAAACUCUGAACCAAGAGCAGGACACCCCAACGUGCAUUGUCCCUGCGAUUAGGAGCAAUGACAGCAUCUCCCCAAGUUUGGACUCUCUGGGUAAUGAAACUCUAAAGCAAGAGCAGGACGGCCAGGCAUGCAUUGACUCUGUGGUUCAUAAGGACAAUGACUCCACAAGUUUGGACUGCCUGCUUAAUGAAACUCUGAACCAAGAGCAGGACACCCCAACGUGCAUUGUCCCUGCGAUUAGGAGCAAUGACAGCAUCUCCCCAAGUUUGGACUGCCUGGUUAAUGAAACUCUGAACCAAGAGCAGGACGCCUCAACAUCCACUGACCCUGUGAUUAGGAGUAAUGACAGCAUCUCCCCAAGUUUGGACUCUCUGGUUAAUGAAACUCAGAAGUAAGAGCAUCCGGGCAUCUGGGGGUGGUUAACGCGGACAAAUGAAUACCUGAAAAAAAAGAAGAAAAAAAUAUUAGGAAGAAAAAGAAAGGUUGAUGCCAUGUGACGAUAAGGUGAUUUUUUUUGUGGGUUUUCUCCAGGUGCUCUGGUUUCCCCCACAAAAUAAAUAAGAUCUAAACAAAAAAACAAACAAACAAAAAAAAAAACAGUUCCACCGAUCAUAAAUUAGUAAAUGUCCUUGUGGGUUUCCUCCAGGUGCUCUGGUUUCCCCCACAAAUUACAUAAGAUCUAAACAACAAAAAACAAACAAACAAA
This is a messenger RNA of Larimichthys crocea (large yellow croaker), 1148 nucleotides long. Its product is annotated as alpha-agarase-like. The transcript is spliced from 2 exons. Lineage: Eukaryota; Metazoa; Chordata; Actinopteri; Sciaenidae. Bases 1 to 837 code for a protein of 278 amino acids. The record is from RefSeq and is a predicted model, not a curated record.